AUGAAAGCUGUUAUCCUUCUUUUGCUUGGUGAGUUUCAAGUUCCCCAAAGAUAUGUGUUUUUGCGACUUUCAGGAUUAAACGAAAUACACUUCGCCAUGGGUAUCUCGCCAUGCGUCGAUCAUAAUGAGGUUUUGAAAUUUAAACAAAAAUUCCAUCUGAAGCAGGAAACUUUCAGAAAAAGAUGCAUCCUGAAUUGAAUUCCCUCUUUGCUUUCAUGUUCUGGAACACUCUUAUCUUCGGACUCAACGUUCUUGUUUUCUUGUACCUGAGAAAGAGAGUUAGAAAAAAAAAGAAAAUGUGAAAACAGGCGAUUUGAAGGUGGCACCUUUGGUGAACGACAUCAUUUUGUCUUCAUGUGCGAUUUUUGACAAUAUUCUGCUUCAGCAGAUCCCCGAUGUGAAAAAUCGACGCUUUUCAACUUUAUUUCCGAUAUAUUUCAGAAAGUUCGGAAGAACUUGGGAUGCCCUCCACGGAUAGUCCGUUCUAAAGAACCCAAGGUAGCAAACAACUUUUUUUGACAGACAAAAAAUUUGAAAAAAGGGAAUGAAUCAGCGGAUGUUCUGGAUGAAACUUCUUUCUAGUUAUAGUUUUUCACGCCGGUUCUGAGCUCAAAAGCUGCCGCAGAGGUCUAUUGAAAACAGUUGUGGCUGCUUUAAAAAAAAAGUCAAGGUUUUCAAACGAACUUUCUUUUGAUUUAUAGCUAGAGAACACACAUGUGAUCAGAUGUCACUUUUGUUGCGCACAAAUUGUUUUUCAACAUUUUCUCAAAGAGAGAUUAUUCAUUUUUUAAAAAUUUUAUCUAAACCUUUCAAAAUUCUGCGCGGCUUUUUUUGAGCUCAUUUUAUUAAAUAAAACUAAGCGUCAUUUAGAAGUCUUAAUCAUGCUCUGAUAAAAAGACGAAAAUUGAAUCCCGAAGUUUGAUGGAAAUAUUUAGGGUUCCAAGGGAGGAAAAACAUCGAAAGAAUCGAAGAACUCGAAAAAAUCAAAGAAGUCAACCGACAAGAGCAAGGUAAAAUUCUAAAUUCUGCCAAAAACACAGGUUAAUUUUAGACCCCGAAAUCCACAGGCACAAAGUCCACAGACACAAAGUCCUCAAACAAAAAAUCUUCGAAGAAAACCGAGGGCCCGCACAGCGACGAUUACUUCGGGGUCAAAUAA
Molecule: messenger RNA, 1159 nt
Organism: Caenorhabditis auriculariae
Lineage: Eukaryota; Metazoa; Nematoda; Chromadorea; Rhabditida; Rhabditidae
Source: the annotation of a GenBank genome assembly